AUGUGUCUCAUGAGAACCUACGAGACCCGAGGCCGCGGCGUCCUCGAUCCUCCACCCCGACGUGGAAACUUCACCUCGCAUCCCCCAGCCGGUGUGAUGCGGUUACCACGCGAGUGGCGUCGGAGCGAAAGUUAUAGUGAUGAUGGGAGAGUGGUUGAAUAUAGACGCUCUCAACCACGAGUUAUUGAAUACUAUGAGGAGCCGAGACGGAGCACCACGCGAGCGAGGAGUGUGAGUAGGAGGCGGAUUAGCGAUGUCGCGUAUAGAACUCCGAGAGGGAGCCAUGUAGAUGAGAGGGUGAUCAGAAGAAGUGUUAGUCGGGUUAGACAUUGA
Messenger RNA from Plenodomus lingam JN3, 333 nucleotides. RefSeq lists its product as uncharacterized. Lineage: Eukaryota; Fungi; Ascomycota; Dothideomycetes; Pleosporales; Leptosphaeriaceae. The record is from RefSeq and is a predicted model, not a curated record.